AUGGCGGACGUAGAGAUGAAAGAUGCCUCCUCUGGGGUGUCGAGCAAAGAGAAGGCACCCAAGGCAGCGAAGUCUGGAGCUUCCGAAGGCACUGAGGGGAAAAAGCGUUUCGAGGUCAAGAAAUGGAACGCUGUCGCAUUGUGGGCGUGGGAUAUCGUCGUUGACAACUGUGCCAUCUGCCGCAACCACAUCAUGGAUCUCUGCAUCGAAUGUCAAGCGAAUCAGGGCUCGUCUACUACAGAGGAAUGCACCGUUGCUUGGGGUAUUUGCAACAUGUUGGUUGUCGGGAGGUUGCAAGACAAAAAUGCUGGCCGCUAUGUGCAGCAAAAUGACAGACAGCAUGAACUCGGGGAUCCAGUUCACGCAUACUUUUACACCCAUGAUGAGAUGACUUCGGGGGACUUCAAGUGA
This is a messenger RNA of Rasamsonia emersonii CBS 393.64, 411 nucleotides long. Its product is annotated as Ubiquitin ligase subunit HrtA. Gene Ontology annotation, molecular function: zinc ion binding; ubiquitin protein ligase activity; cullin family protein binding. The coding region runs from base 1 to 411 and encodes 136 amino acids. The transcript has 4 exons. Gene Ontology annotation, cellular component: cullin-RING ubiquitin ligase complex; nucleus. The record is from RefSeq and is a predicted model, not a curated record. NCBI's taxonomy places the organism in Eukaryota, Fungi, Ascomycota, Eurotiomycetes, Eurotiales, Trichocomaceae. Gene Ontology annotation, biological process: protein ubiquitination; ubiquitin-dependent protein catabolic process.